Melanotaenia boesemani (Boeseman's rainbowfish) is the source of this 5453-nucleotide messenger RNA. It is a transcript of the gene sox5, whose product is annotated as SRY-box transcription factor 5. Gene Ontology annotation, biological process: regulation of transcription by RNA polymerase II; positive regulation of chondrocyte differentiation; cell fate commitment. Lineage: Eukaryota; Metazoa; Chordata; Actinopteri; Atheriniformes; Melanotaeniidae. Gene Ontology annotation, cellular component: nucleus. The record is from RefSeq and is a predicted model, not a curated record. The coding region runs from base 370 to 2658 and encodes 762 amino acids. Gene Ontology annotation, molecular function: RNA polymerase II cis-regulatory region sequence-specific DNA binding; DNA-binding transcription factor activity, RNA polymerase II-specific. The transcript is spliced from 18 exons.
GGCAUUUGCGGGAGUACGCCGUUACACGGUGUUCUUACAAUAAUGGCUACAGUGGGAAGAGAGUGAGUGGAAAAGAGGUGGAGUGGCGAGCGAGAAGUGACACAAAUCAAUGUGAGCACCCAAACUAGCAGCAACGGCAGCAGCAGACUCCCCGACCUCCAUCACCCCUCUGCCUUUUCCUGGGAGAGACCAGUAGAGACAGUCACAGGAAAGACUACAACAACACACCACGGGAUUGGCUGUCUCUCUUGAUGAUGGGUAUUCCUUCUGCGACAGAGCCACAUCUGUGGGGACACUAGAGUGAAUAAGAUCAGUGGACAGAACAGUUUCUGGACAUUUUUCCCUUCUGGCUGUUCAUCGAGUAACUGGAUGUCUUCCAAGCGACCAGCCUCUCCAUAUGGGGGGACAGAUGGAGAGGUAACCAUGGCAACCAGCAGACAGCGAGUGGAAGAUGAGGAAAGUGAGGGACUGGGUGGUGUCAUUCACCUCCCCCUGGCCUCCUACUGCAGCAAGGUGUCCCCACGCUCACCCCCCAACCGCAACUUGGACAGCCCCCCCAGCACAGAACAUGAUGCCACUAAGGGGAGCUCACUGAGUCCUUAUACCCAGCACAAUGCUACCUCACCAGGGAAAGAGGAAGGUGGAGGUGGGGGUCGUCCUUGCAGCGAUGGGGGCUCUGCCCCAGGUAUCCUUGGCACCCCUGAGAGACGUAAGGGCAGCUUGGCUGAUGUCGUGGAUACACUGAAACAGCGCAAGAUGGAGGAGCUGAUCAAAAAUGAGCCGGAAGAGACCCCAAGCAUUGAGAGGCUGUUGUCAAAGGACUGGAAGGAUAAACUUUUGGCCAUGGGCUCAGGGCACAUCGGAGAAAUUAAAGGAACCCCAGACAGCCUGGCGGAGAAAGAGCGCCAGCUCAUGGGCAUGAUUGGGCAGUUGAGCAGCCUGAGGGAGCAGCUCCUGGCGGCCCACGAAGAGCAGAAGAAGCUGGCUGCCUCGCAGAUGGAGAAGCAGAGGCAGCAGAUGGAGCUCGCCAAGCAGCAGCAGGACCAGAUUGCCCGGCAACAGCAGCAGCUUCUGCAGCAGCAACACAAAAUCAACCUCCUGCAGCAGCAAAUCCAGCAGGUCCAGGGCCAACUCCCCCCACUGAUGAUUCCCGUCUUUCCCCCUGAUCAGCGGACUCUGGCGGCAGCUGCAGCCCAGCAAGGCUUCUUAAUGCCGCCUGGCUUCAACUACAAACCCGGCUGCAGUGACCCCUACCCCCUCCAGCUCAUCCCCACAACAAUGGCUGCAGCUGCUGCUGCCGCCACACCUGGUCUGGGACCCCUACAGCUGCAGCAGUUGUACGCAGCUCAGUUAGCGGCCAUGCAGGUUUCCCCGGGGGCCAAGCAGCAUGGGGGCAGUCUUCCACCUCAAGCCAACCUGGGUACACACUCCCCACCCACCAACACACACUUACAGAGUGACAAAGGUCGCAGUUCCACGCCUCCCAACAAAACCAAGGACAGUGAGGGUGCACAGCCACUGAACCUGUCGGCCAAGCCUAAGGCAUCCGAGAGCAAGUCACCCAACUCCCCCCCAACUUCCCCACAGGUCCCUGCUGCUGCUGCUGCCACCAAGCUGGGCCCUGCCGGCUCCAUGAAGCACAGUGCCGCCCCCUCCAGCAUUGGUGGACCUACGACCAGAGUCAGCUCCAUAGAUUUGUUGUCAUCGCUUUCUUCAACAGCCUACCUUAACGAUCAUGAGGCAGUGACCAAGGCCUUUGCUGAGGCCCGGCAGAUGAAGGAACAGCUGAAAAGAGAGCAGCAAGUCCUCGACGCCAAGGUGGCUGCCGUCAGCAACCUCGGCCUCAACAACGGACGCUCAGACAAGGACAAAGCUGCCUUGGAGAGUUUGAGUCAGCAGCUGAAGCAGCAGGCAGAGGAGAAGUUCAGCCACGCCAUGCUGGACUUCACCAUGAGUGGAGACUCCGAUGGCUCCCCCAGCGUGUCUGACUCUAGAAUAUUUCGGGAGUCUCGAGGUCGGAGCAGCAACGAGCCACACAUCAAACGGCCAAUGAACGCCUUCAUGGUUUGGGCCAAGGACGAGAGGCGAAAGAUUCUGCAGGCCUUCCCAGACAUGCACAAUUCCAACAUCAGCAAAAUUCUAGGCUCACGCUGGAAAGCCAUGACCAACCUGGAGAAGCAGCCCUACUAUGAAGAGCAGGCUCGCCUCAGCAAGCAGCACUUGGAGAAAUACCCAGACUACAAGUACAAACCCCGGCCCAAACGUACCUGCCUGGUGGAUGGCAAGAAGCUGCGCAUCGGCGAGUACAAGGCCAUAAUGAGGUCCCGCAGACAGGAAAUGAGACAAUACUUCAGUGUAGGGCAGCAAGGUCAGCUGCCCUUGUCCUCUGCGGGUGUGGUCUACCCAGGUGCCCUGUCCAUGCCCGGGAUGCCCUCCCCCCAGAUGCCCUCAGAGCAUUCAAGCAUGUCCAGCAGCCCCGAGCCCAACGCCAACCACCACCAGAACCCCCAUAUGUCUGGCCUGAAGGGAGACGAGCCACGAAUCAAGGAGGAGGAGCUUCGGCUAGACGACAGCAACGGUGAUGCAUAUGAUGAUUUUGACUAUGAGGAUGAAGAGGCGGACUACGCCAGCGAUAACGAGAACCAUAUCACCCAAUAGGACGGUGCCAUAGCCACCUGCCUAAAAACCAGUUGCAGCUGGUUAAUCUCACAAAAUCCCAAACCCACCAAUCAGGAAGAAAACUUUCUCUUUUGCCAAUCACCUCAAAUUUCACAAAACCCCGCCUCGCAUUCCCCCCCUCCUGACUUACAGGGACUCUUAACAGAGCCAAAGCCUCUCCAGCCGGAGUCCUGAUAGCAGCAUCUGAUCAAUCAACAGAAGCACAGGAUCUGUCACUCACACUGACUGUUACACCGACUGAAGACUGGGAGGGAAAAUCAACCAAGCCAGUUCAGAGGCGUGUUGAGGAAUAUUCGAGUACUACUGCAAAAGUUUAAGCGUGUUACCACGAGUGAUGAGAGACGGAAAAAAAUCCUUCUCUGAAAGCAACCUUUUAGUCCUGUUUGUAGAAAAGGAGACAUUUUAAAAUGAACUAAACAGUGGACCUGUCGCAGGCUAACAGAUGACACUUUAAGGUGGUGGACCUGUUUAUUAUCAGAGACACUUUUAAAAAAACAGCUUUUUUGUUCUUUGGUUCUAUAAUAUUCUCACUCAGGUACACGGUGCCAAUAAGUGGCUUGUGAAUGUGAUUUGUUGUUUUUGUGCUACAAGUUUUAAUAAUAGAAAAAAAGAGACUUUUCUUUUCCCCCUUUUGUUGUAAAGCACCUGAAAGACAUCAGAUGUUUAUUUUUAACAAGAAUAUCUUUUCUUCAACCUCGCAGUGUGCUGUCAGUGCUCCCCCCUGUUCUCUGCAUUUUUUUUUUUUACCCCCAGCCGGGACUGCCCACCACAUCAUGGGCCACCCCGCCUUGACUGAAUUUUCAGGGAGAGAGAAAGGGGGUGUUUCUCUGGCAUCACAGAGCGGAAAUGAAAGCACUGUGUUGUGAGACAAUCCGCAAGUUUUCUUCUCGCUCCUAUGUCGAUCUCCUCCAGGGCAAAGCGUCGGCACGAGUUCGCCCGAAAACACAGCGUGAGUGUGUGUCAGCGCGUGUUCUCGUUUACUGGACGUUUGCACUUUUUUUAAGUGCAGUAAAAGAAGCUGAAAAAUAAAUGCUCUGGCUGCUGUGAACACAUGGACACACACACACGUGGCUGUUUUUCUGUCUUAAGUGUUUUUCUGCUCCCUCCAAUCAACGUCGUCCUGCUGUAACCCAGUGGGUGGAGCCGGGUGAAGUCAGCCAGUCAGUGUUUGUAUUUGAAUACUGUAUUUUAUUAUUUCUCUUCAAACUGCCUCUAGUCUAAUAAUAUUAUUAACAAUAAUUAUAAGGAUGGUCAGCGUUUCCUAAGUUUAGUAAGUUAUGUACAGUAUAAUUUAUUUUUCUCCUCUUCAUUGGGUUUUUAUGACCAUAUGAAACUAUGACAGUCAAUAAAACAUUAUUCUAUUUAGCUGGUAGGUAUUUAGAUCUAAACAGAAGUUGUCAUUUUACCUUAUUUUUUUUUUUUUUUUUUUAAUUUGUUUGUUUUGUAUUAAUCCUCUGGACGGUGGGCAGGUGGAGUUAGGACAGUAACCCCGAUGCCAGCCCUCCCCUGAGCUGAAGAAUCGUUUUUUUUUUCCAUUUCAGUGCAAACCUAUUUCUAAGAAGCACUCAGACUCUGUGCAGUCAGAGAACAAGAAGAACAUGACUUUUCAUUGUUAUUCUAAUUUUAUUUGUAAUGAUUAUUACCAUGUAUAAUGUGAAGGUUUCCUUUUUUUGUCAUUUAUUUAGAAAUCAGUUGGAUUGCUUUUGGACAGUUUUCUGUAAACAAAGAGACCCGUCCCCGUUUACUAGUUUGGCCGCUUCAUUGGGACACAGUGGAGCAUCUUUGGCUUGGAUCCACACACACAUCUACACGCACAAACACAAUCAGACACACACACACACAUUUUAAAAUGAAGAGAUUAUGACAACCAAACAAAUCCUAUGCUGUCCUUCUGUUUAAAAUCCUGUAAAUAUGUUUUUGUGAUAACAGUGAUUUUCUUUUUCAAUCAUAGGAAAGCAGUGUUUACAGUGAUCCACCAAAGGUGUUCUACUGUGUAUGUGUGUGUGUAAGAGAGACUGUGUGUGUGUUUGUGUGGCGGUUCAACCAUAUCUUUAACUUCUCAUCAGGAGUCCUUUACUUUGUUUUAGCUCCACACGAUGUUACAGGAACCAUGACUAUUCUUCAGGAGAGACGUCGUAUAGUAAUCCCCACAAUCUUUCUUGCUAUAGUCGUUCCCUACAUGCCACAUAAGAAGCUUCUGGGUUUUAACUGUGCUGUAAAGUUACCCCUGCUAUCAUGACAUUGUUGAACCUGUUGCUGGAAGGAGGGGACUGUCUGGUUUUAUGAUAUCAGGAGGGCGUGUGGGGCAUUAAAACAUCAAUCAUCCCUGCUGGCAAGGUCUGUCCCCACAUCAAGACAAUGAAAGUUCUAUUAUUUAAGACAAUCAAAGUCAUGAGCGGAGCUUAAAACAAAGUAAGAAUUAUUACAAGUAAACGAAAAAUAUCUUACCAUCUCAACUUGAAAAAUCAAGAAAGAUAAUUAUGUAAAUAUAACAUAGAGUUAUAGAUUUAUAUUUUGUUCAUAACACAGUGUAAUAUAAGUUGUAUAUUUCUUUUUGUCUCUCCCUACUGUCUCUUUUAUUGAUGUUAUCCAUGCCACAGAAAAGCAGGAGUCGCAGCACUCUUGCAAAAAAAUACAGAAAAAUAUCAAAGAAAUAAAGAAAAACAGGGGAAAAAAAAAAGCCGUGGGCUGCCACCACCAUCUGUUCUAAGUUCACUUUUUCAGUAUUACUGCCAGACAAGGCUCUAAUAAAGACAGCAAUGUGUUCAGUAAAA